This is a messenger RNA of Colletotrichum navitas, 621 nucleotides long. RefSeq lists its product as uncharacterized. Lineage: Eukaryota; Fungi; Ascomycota; Sordariomycetes; Glomerellales; Glomerellaceae. Bases 1 to 621 code for a protein of 206 amino acids. The transcript has a single exon. The record is from RefSeq and is a predicted model, not a curated record.
AUGCAACGCGGUCUUGCUCUGCGAAAGAUGCAACAGCAGAAGGCCGACGAGCAACAACGUCAUCGCAAGACUAAAGGAGAGGUUGAUCAAAUGCACCCACUCAGUUCUGAAGCCCUGUUACAUCAAAAGCUCUGCUCAGACCGACUCUCUCCGGUGUUCAGUGCCGAUCUGUGCUGGAACGCAUACUACACGGUGAUGGAUAACGCACCCCACAACGAGCGUGUUGAAUGGCCGCCACUGGCAGCUUUUAAGGAAGCUGGCCGCAGAAUUGGGCCCAAAGCUCUCGAACGGUCUCUACCUCUUCCCAGGCAGAAUCAGAGCCGAAAGCAGGGACGAAUGGUCGAAGGAGAUGGCGCAAACGAUGAGGCAGGUAUGAUGGACUAUUAUGAGAAGUCUAUCAAGCUGGACAGACUCGGUCUCUCCCAGCAGCAGUCUCUACCAGAGCCCGAGUUCACUGAUACCUACGACAUUGAGAUCGAAAACCUCUCUGCAUGGACUCGCGAGCUAAUCGCCGAGAUCGAGCUUGAAGAGGAAGAGGAGGAGGAAGAGAACCCGAUUGCUGUUCAAGAGAAGGAGAACAAGGACAAGGACGGAGACCUUUGCUUUGAACCGAAGGAAUAA